Messenger RNA from Plutella xylostella (diamondback moth), 1815 nucleotides. The record is from RefSeq and is a predicted model, not a curated record. Lineage: Eukaryota; Metazoa; Arthropoda; Insecta; Lepidoptera; Plutellidae.
ACUUGCAAAGUGCAAAACAAAAAUCCCAACCAAAUUGUUGCUUUGCAUCAUAAUAAAUAGUGUUUUAUCUUUACUUUAACACAUUAAGCAAUUAAGUAGACUUAGAAUAUAGAAGCCAAUAAUUGGUUAGUAGGUCAUCUUUUGCAAGACAUGACCGAAGAAAGUCCGGAGAAGUGGCCACAGGAAUUCAAACCUGCAAAAGGCAUGAACAUAUCAACUAGCACAUCAAGCUUUGAGGCCCUCAACCCUCAUGACCCCAACCUGAGUCGACUGGCCACAUCUCUGUUCCAGAAAACUUCAGAAUAUUUAACUGGGGAACUAACUGCUACUCAGGAUCACUAUGUGCUGUUGGAAGACAUCAACCAGCUGGCCAUCACCAAGUACGCUGACCUGAGGCAGAUUGCAGCCAACCUCGGCAAGACCAUCAAUGAAUACAAUGAAAUGUUCAGCGCCAACAUCGCGCCGCUGCUGCAGCAGAUCGACCUGAUGGAGGCACGCGUGACGCAGUUCGAGGGCGCCGCCUACCGGCUCGACGCCUACACCAGGCAGCUGCGAGCCCGCUUCAAGGAACUCGACGACAAGCGGACCUAGUAUGUCACUCACUCAUUACAUUUAUAGACUAGCUAGCUAUUUUAUCGGGACCUGCAAAUAUCGAAGCUUACGUAUUAUACGGUAUACGUAAGGUUUCUACUAGUGCCGGUGUCCGCUACACGGAUAUAAAGGGUGGUUUUUAUAUCUAUUUUGAUUACAGUUCCUCCUUAAUAUAAAGGCGGACACGGAUGUAAGGGCUUUUCGGAUAGUUGCGAUAUUCGAUAGAUCGUUGGUAUUCUGGUUUUCAGUUUUUCGCUACGGAACUCCUAUGCAGCCGCAGGGUGUAAAAGAGGUAUAGUAAGCUGAAAUGGGGAAACUGGAGUGGAGGGUUACCCCCUGAGUCAUCCAUUUUUCGAUUUACUAUACACUUUUUUAACACCUGGAUGUUAUAGUGGGCCAUGCUAAGUAAUUCUAUGGUUAGUGUCUCUAAAUUAUUUUCUUUGUUUCGUAUUUUCCGAUGACGCCUGCAGUAUGGAAUAUCUAUCUACUAUCGCUACAUACAAUAUAACCAUUAUGUAUGUAUACGUACAUGCCGUUUGCCCACGUUCCUCGAUACUGCGGACGUAGGUGUGUUAGGAGGUUAUAUAUGUUUUAACCACAUGUGGAUGACCAUAAUGGUAAAAGGUUUAGCAUUUCUCUUUGUUGGAGUUUGUUUAUGUGAUGUGAUCAUCAUCAUCACAACCUCUCACGUCCCCACUGCUGGGUCACGGGUCUCCUUCCAAUGAAGGAACGGUUUUAAUACGAAUAAUUAUAACACAACUUCCACUUAUACUAAAUCUACUGCUGGACAUAUGAACCUCCUUAUUCAUAGAAGAGUUAUAGGACAUUUUAGCUAUUGAACUGUUUUGUCUCUCUCUAUCAAAGAACAAUAAUUGUUCAACAGUUCAAUAGCUAAAACGUCCUAUAACUUCUCUAUGAAUAAGGGGGUAAGUAUUUACCACAGUAUUAUAUUCUUGGCAUGCCUUAUAAAUCUAAUGAUCCUCAUACAGACACUGAUGUCUAUCGCUGAGUUGCAGAGAUGAAACAAAGAAAGACGGUGCAUUUAUUUCGCGGUGUAAAUAUUCCUUAUAUAUUUUAAGUACUUAAGCCUUAACCUUACCUUCUUUUGUCUACACUAUAACUUAUCCAAUCAAAGCAAUACCUUAAGCAAAUAUGUAAGCUUUUUAUUUUGUUAUUACCUAUUUAAAAACUUUAUUUUAAAUAAAGAUUCUAUCACAAAGUAAA